Messenger RNA from Pyricularia grisea, 465 nucleotides. RefSeq lists its product as uncharacterized. NCBI's taxonomy places the organism in Eukaryota, Fungi, Ascomycota, Sordariomycetes, Magnaporthales, Pyriculariaceae. The transcript is spliced from 3 exons. Gene Ontology annotation, cellular component: mitochondrion; cytosol. Gene Ontology annotation, molecular function: deaminase activity. The coding region runs from base 1 to 465 and encodes 154 amino acids. The record is from RefSeq and is a predicted model, not a curated record.
AUGUUCGGAACUGCCAUGAUCAAGACGGCAGCGCUGCUGCUCGCCACUAGUGCAUCAGUUCUGGCUGCUCCGGCUAGACCAGUCAUUACACACCUUGGAAGCCAGGGUCCGAUAUUGUCUGGUGGUGUCAUGACCAAAGAUCUCGUCUACACGAGCGGCACGGUCCCGUCAAUCAACGGCACGAUUCCGGAGGGCAUCAGUGCACAGACUGACACUUCAACGACUACAAAGGCCACUGUCAUUAACAACAUCGCCGCCGUUCUCAGGGAGGCAGGCACGUCGUGGGAGUACGCACUCAAGACCACCGUCUUCCUGGCCAACAUGGACGACUAUGCAGCCAUGAAUGCCGUUUACAGCGAGCUACUGCCCAACCCCAAGCCGGCGCGGACUACAAUUCAAGCCGGAAAACUGCCAGGAAAUUUCCUGGUAGAGAUUGAGGCCGUGGUGGCGAGGCCACACUGUUGA